This is a messenger RNA of Arachis stenosperma, 1898 nucleotides long. Its product is annotated as probable terpene synthase 2. Gene Ontology annotation, molecular function: terpene synthase activity; magnesium ion binding. The record is from RefSeq and is a predicted model, not a curated record. The transcript has 8 exons. Gene Ontology annotation, biological process: diterpenoid biosynthetic process. Lineage: Eukaryota; Viridiplantae; Streptophyta; Magnoliopsida; Fabales; Fabaceae. Bases 45 to 1778 code for a protein of 577 amino acids.
UAGAAAUUAUAAUACAGAAUCCAAUAUUUAUCAAGAAAUCAAGGAUGUCUAGUACCAACACUUCAGUACUUGAUUGCUUCAACCCUGAUGCAAAAUUCAACAUGCGUGAUCGAAACACUGCAAAUUAUCAUCCUAGUAUUUGGAAGGAUUAUUUCCUUCAAUAUGCUUCACAAUCCAUGGAAUUUGAUGAUGAAACGAAGGCACAAAUUGAAAAACUGAAGAAAGAAAUUGUCAAAAUGCUUAUUGAUGCCUCAAAGCCCAUUGAAGAAAUAGUUAACUUGAUUGAUUUAAUCUGUCGUUUGGGCAUUCGUUAUCACUUUGAAAGCGAGAUUGAAGAAGUGCUGCAACAAACUCACAACAAUUAUACCAAAAAUGGAGAAAUAAUAAUUGUUGAUGAUAACCUUCGCUUACUUGCUUUGCUUUUUAGGUUAUUAAGGCAACAAGGAUAUCACGUUUCACCAAAUGUGUUCAACAAAUACAAGGAUGAGAAUGGAAACUUUAGUGAACAACUUGUGAAGGAUGCGGAGGGAUUGCUAGAAUUGUAUGAAGCAUGUCAUCUUAGAAUUCAUGGAGAAGACAUAUUAGAUGAAGCUUAUGUAUUCACUUCCACUCAACUUAAAUCCAUUGCCACCCAAUUGAAGCCUUCUCUUGCAGCACAAGUCAACUAUAGUUUAAGGCAAUCUUUACACCGAGGUUUGCCAAGAUUGGAGGCACGGCGUUUUAUUUCAAUAUAUGAAGAAGAUCCAACCCAUAAUUACACUCUACUCACUCUUGCAAAAUUAGAUUUUAAUUUCCUACAAAACUUGCAUCGAAAAGAAGUUGGCAACAUUACCAAGUGGUGGAGGGAGCUUGAUGUUGCUGCAAAUUUUCCAUAUGCUCGAGAUAGAAUUGUGGAAUGUUGUAACUGGAGUAUGGCGGUUUAUUUUGAGCCCCAAUAUUCUCAAGCUAGAAAAAUACUGACAAAACUGAUCGCUCUUGCGUCAAUUAUUGAUGAUACAUACGAUGCGUAUGGAACUAUAGAUGAACUAAAACUUUUCACUGAAGCAAUUGAAAGUACGUAUUUCGUUUACAGUGUAAACGAGAAUAAGACACAUGGAUGUGAUAUCAGUAUAUCUCGUUUACACUCAGCAGCUAUAAAGAUUUAUGAAGAGACAGAACAAGAACUCGAAAAGCAAGGAACAACAUAUUGCAUUAAAUAUUCCAUAAAAGCACUUCAGGAGACAACCCAAGCCUAUAUGACCGAGGCCAAAUGGUUGAAUAACAAGUAUAUACCAACAAUAGCAGAGCACUUACAGAUAUCAACAUUAACAUGUGGUUAUCCAUUCCUCAUGACAAGUUCUUAUAUUGGCAUUGGAGAUACCGCGGUAGAAGACAUCUUCAAAUGGGUAACAAGUAAACCCAAAAUUGCUACAGCUUCCACAAUUGUUUGCAGGUUCAUGGAUGACAUAGUCUCUAGUGAGUUUGAACAAGAAAGAGAACAUAUUAUCCCACUCUUAGAAUGCUAUAUGAGAGAAUAUGAUAUAUCCAAAGAAAAAGCCAUUCAAGAAUUGCAAAAGGGAAUUACAGAUGCUUGGAAGAAUAUAAAUGAGGAAUGCCUCAAGCCAACAGAAGUUCCAGUGAUGUUUCUAAUGCGUAUUGUCAACAUGGCACGAUUUAUUGAUGUGAUGUACAAAGAUGAAGAUUGUUACACUCAUGCUAAAGGAAAAAUGAAGGAAUGCAUCGAAGCUUUGCUUGUUGAUCCGGUGCCAAUAAAAUCGGAGGAGAAUUUUCUUAUUUAAGAUAUUAUCCUUUGAAUUAUCCAGUUAUUUACACUUAGAGAUUGUAAGAAUAAAAUUUAUAACCUUUGCUGGUUAUAAAAUGCUAUAAUAUAACACUUAUAUUUUGAAGCGUUAAUUAUU